AUGGAAGAGGAAAUACCCAUUACAGUUGAAACCAAAUAGAAGUAAUAGAAUAUUCCUUGGGUUGAAAAAUACAGACCUGAGAACUUAGAUAAUGUCAUUUCACAUGAGUAUAUUGUUGCAACAAUUAAGAAAUUUAUUGAAGAAGAUAAGAAGCUUCCUAAUUUAUUGUUUUAUGGACCUCCAGGAACAGGUAAGACCUCAUUAAUAGUAGCUUUAGCCAAAUAGUUGUAUGGAAAGAAUUAUAAAUAGCUUGUUUUAGAACUUAACGCUUCUGAUGAUAGAGGUAUUGACGUUGUUAGAGAACAAAUCAAAACUUUUGCAAGUACUGCCAAUUUCGGUAUGGUUGGAAAAGGAACUAAAUUAAUUAUUUUGGAUGAAGCAGACUCUAUGACAAAUCAAGCUCAGUUUGCUUUGAGAAGAAUUAUUGAAAAAUACAGCAGCAAUGCUAGAUUUUGCAUGAUAUGUAAUUACGUCUCAAAAAUUAUUCCUGCUCUCCAAUCAAGAUGCACAAGAUUUAAGUUCAAGCAUAUUCCUUAUUAAGAUGCUAAACUUAGAAUUGCAUAAAUUUGCAAUGCUGAAAAUUUAAAAUAUAAAAAUUCUGGUAUUGAAGCAGUAUUCAAGCUUUGCGAUGGAGAUAUGAGAAGAGUUGUAAAUAUGCUUCAAUCUCUUUCUUUAUAAGGAUAUGGAAGUGAUGAAUAAGUAGAAAUAACUGAUGAAUUAGUUUAUAAAUUUACAGGUAAUGCAACACCAAAAGACAUUGAAAAUAUUAUUAACACCAUGAAUAAUAAAUCCAUUUCAGAAUCAUAUGAAAUAAUAUAGAGUUACUAGGUAGAAAAAGGUAUCUCCUUAUAAGUUAUGUUGAAAGAAAUAAGUCUUUUUUUGAUGAAUACCUCAUAUCCUAGCUUAGCACUUGAAUUUUUAGUUAAAAGAUUGGCAGAUCUUGAAUAUAGAAUGUCAAUUAACUGUGAUGAAAAAGUUUAAACAUUAUCAUUAAUAAGUGCCUUCACAGAAGUUCGUUAGCUUUUAAGAAGACCUUGA
Tetrahymena thermophila SB210 is the source of this 1038-nucleotide messenger RNA. RefSeq names its product replication factor C subunit 5. Gene Ontology annotation, cellular component: nucleus; DNA replication factor C complex. Lineage: Eukaryota; Ciliophora; Oligohymenophorea; Hymenostomatida; Tetrahymenidae. Gene Ontology annotation, biological process: DNA-templated DNA replication; DNA repair. Gene Ontology annotation, molecular function: ATP hydrolysis activity; ATP binding; DNA clamp loader activity. The transcript is spliced from 9 exons. The record is from RefSeq and is a predicted model, not a curated record.